ACCACCUUACUCUGAAAUCCAUCCUGUUAUCACUUCUGAGUACUUGGAGUCAGUUGUUUUAAACACUGACCUCGUCUUAAUUGGUGGCGACUUCAACAUUCAUGUCCAAUGUGAUGAUGACAAUGAUGCUAUUAAAUUACUUGAGCUAUUUGAAAGUGUCGGACCUGAUCAACAUGUACACAUUCCUACUCAUUGUAGUGGUCAUAUCCUUAAUCUUAUGUCACCCGACAAACUGAUCAGAUCAUCGCUUCAUCUCCUAGAGCUUACUGUUUGUUUUCUGAUUACAUGCCAGUAUUCUGUCAAUUACAACUGGACAGAGUUCCACGAAUUAACUCAAAAGUUUCGUAUCGCAAUGUCGCGGCCAUAA
Molecule: messenger RNA, 367 nt
Organism: Paramuricea clavata
Lineage: Eukaryota; Metazoa; Cnidaria; Anthozoa; Malacalcyonacea; Plexauridae
Source: the annotation of a GenBank genome assembly